ACCUUAAUGUCAUUUCACCUCUGAAGAUGUCUGGACUCUGGAGUCUCAUCUUAACUCUGUACUUAAUAUCUUCAGCACAAUUUAUGGAUUUUUCCGGAAUCUCGUUACUCACCGUGAAGUUUGGAGAAAACGUUUCUCUUAACUGUCCUUUUCUGAAGGCUAACAGUAUAGAUCGUGUGGUUUGGUUUAAACAAAUGUUCGGAGCCAUGCCUCAGAAAGUGGGAGAAAGAUCAGCGUAUAAACAAUUCAAAAUUUCCCCAGAGUUUGAGAAGUCAGGAUUUGUAAUAAAGACGACCGAUGACGUCGUUUCUCUGACGAUUCCACGUAUGAAAACAGAAUACGGAGGACUUUACUUCUGUGGAAUAUUAAGCUGGGAGAAUUUUACACUGUCUAAUGGAACUUUCUUGGCUGUAACAGAUAACAGAGAUGUAAAAGUGAGUGUGAGGCAGAGCGGCAUGUUGGACUCGGUUCCUGCAGGAGCCUCAGUGACUCUGCAGUGCUCGGUUCUCUCUGAGAGCAGAGCAGCAGAACUCCAAGUGCUCUGGUUCAGAGCUGCUCCACCACAAUCCCAUCCUCAAAUCAUUUACACUCAUCACAACAGCAGCCAUCAGUGUGAGAGCGACUCUUCUACACACACCUGUGUGUACAACUUCUCCAAGAACAUCCUCAGCCUCAGUGAUACUGGAACUUACUACUGCGCUGUGCUCCUGUGUGGGAAGAUCAUCUUGGGGAACGGGACAUCGGUACAGAUGGAGAACUUUGCAGCGUCUUAUAAUCCUGUAGUGAUGUGUCUGGGAACAGCGCUGGUAAUGUGCGGGAUUCUGAUUUCUGUUCAAACUGUUUUACUCUGUAAAAGAAAAAACGGUCCACAACACAGAGAGAGAAUUCAGCAUGAUGCCGUGAUAAACACUGAGGAGACGAACCCUCAGGACUCUGACACUGUGGAGCUGAAUUACGCUGCCUUACACUUCAAAGAAAAGAAAAGUAAAAGAGCGAGAGAGAAUCGAGGUCGAUUUCAAAACAGCGUGUACUCUGAACUGCAAUCUUCCAUCACUACUUAAAAUAUUUUCUAUAUAUAUAAUUAUUAAGAGUUUAUUUUUUCUUGUUUAACAAAAUACUGGUGAUCUCAAACAGAUGCUCUACACUUUUGAUUUAACCUUCAUGUUGUCCCUGGGUCAUUUUGACCCCACUGGAAGAAUUUAAUGUGUAAUAACUUUGGUAAUUAAUUUUGUCUAUUUUCGUUGAACUAUGUGUUCAGAACAGUAUAUACUACGCGUUCGUUAUCCUCUUGGGUCAUUUUGACUCGGCCACAUUUAGUGGGGCAAUAGGUCACACUUUUGCCCUUUUCAGCGCAAUGAACAUACAUACAGACACAAAAAUGCACACGUAAAAUGUCCACUAACACACCCCCCACACACACAUGCAAACACACACACACAAACAAACACACAAAUUGGGCAUUGCAUUUCAUUAGGCCUCCAGAAAAGAAAAAAAAGCCAAACAUUUGUAAAUAUUUCACACUUUUGAUAUGCCUUCGCCUAGCAGAGGGCAAAAUAUGAUCUACCGAAAUGAUGCUACACACACACACACACUCACACACACACAGCCAAACACUGUUCAAAGCAUUGGGCAUUACAAUUCAGUUGGCCUCCAGACAAAAAAAUGCUACACAUUUGUAAACAUUUCACACACACACACACACACACACACACACACACACACACGCACGCACACACACACACUCAUACACACACAUGCACACACAUGCACACACACACAAACACACACACGUAUUGGGCAUUGCAUUUCAUUAGGCCUCCAGAAAAAAGCUACAUAUUUGUAAGUAUUUCUCACUUUUGAUAAACCUUUGCCUAGCAGACGGCAAAAUAUGAUCUACCAAAAUGAUGCUACACACACACACACACACACACAAGCAUUGGGCAUUGCAAUUCAUUGGGCCUCCAAAAAAACAAAAACAAUCAUUUGUAAAUAUUUCACACUUGUUAUAUGCAUUUGUCCAGCCGGGGACAAUAUCUUCUCUUCUCUUCUUCUACCAACAAUCUUUACACACACACACACACACACACACACACACACACACACACACACACACACACACACACAUGUUGUGUUUUCAU
Tachysurus vachellii is the source of this 2138-nucleotide messenger RNA. RefSeq lists its product as uncharacterized. Bases 27 to 1061 code for a protein of 344 amino acids. The record is from RefSeq and is a predicted model, not a curated record. The transcript has 6 exons. Lineage: Eukaryota; Metazoa; Chordata; Actinopteri; Siluriformes; Bagridae. Gene Ontology annotation, biological process: response to bacterium.